AUGUUCAUUACAUUCGAGCGAUGGCGAGCAAUCACUUGUCCAUUGAAAAGCCCAUUACAGGCGACUCGAUACAUUAUUGCAGGCACAUGGAUUGUUGCGAUGAUUAUGUCCUCACCGGAACCGUACACACUCCAUUUGAAAAGUGCCGAAUUCCGUCGGCCAAAUUUUUCGUCGACUUGGGGUACCCGAUGCAUUGCUUCGUGGUCAAGUGAAACGGAACAACAAUAUCAGAUUGUACUGACACUAUGCGCCUAUUUGUCGCCCUUACUCUUCAUUACGGUACUAUGCCUACACAUGAGCAGGACACUGAAUAAAUGCGAAAUGUCUGUUGGCAAACGCCAAGCGGCAAAUCGUAAAAAAGCGGUCCGAAUGUUGAUCGCUGUCGUCUGUAUGUUCGCCUUGUCCUACCUUCCAGUACAUCUACAUAAUAUUGCUGCGACCUUCGACUUACUGGGUCGUGAUUCUGACAUCAACUGGAUCUACAUACGUAAGCUUCUGCCACGAGUAUUCAGCUAUUCGUCGAGCUGUCUGAAUCCGGUCCUCUACAAUUUUAUGUGCAGUAAGUUUCCAUACUUUAAACUCUCCCUAUCCCUCCCCUCGUGA
This is a messenger RNA of Haemonchus placei, 603 nucleotides long. NCBI's taxonomy places the organism in Eukaryota, Metazoa, Nematoda, Chromadorea, Rhabditida, Trichostrongylidae. The record is from the annotation of a GenBank genome assembly.